Molecule: messenger RNA, 13838 nt
Organism: Myotis daubentonii (Daubenton's bat)
Lineage: Eukaryota; Metazoa; Chordata; Mammalia; Chiroptera; Vespertilionidae
Gene: METTL16
Product: methyltransferase 16, RNA N6-adenosine
Biological process (GO): rRNA base methylation
Cellular component (GO): nucleus
Molecular function (GO): 23S rRNA (adenine(1618)-N(6))-methyltransferase activity
Source: RefSeq, a predicted model, not a curated record
GCUGGAUGUCUGUCCAAGAUGGCGACGCGCUGGGAGCGUAACAUCUGCGUUUCUAGGAGCUUCGCGCUGCAUAUGGUUUGAGACUAGGGGUUAGAGGCCCGCUCCGGAUUGGUGGUUUGGCUGGAACUUGGCCCGCAGAGAUGGCUCUGAGUAAAUCAAUGCAUGCAAGAAAUAGAUACAAGGACAAACCUCCUGACUUUGCAUAUCUGGCAUCCAAAUAUCCAGAUUUUAAGCAACAUAUUCAUAUAAAUCUGAAUGGAAGAGUGAGUCUUAAUUUUAAAGAUCCCGAAGCAGUCAGAGCUCUGACUUGUACUCUCCUAAGGGAAGAUUUUGGACUUUCUAUUGAUAUUCCAUUGGAGAGACUAAUUCCCACAGUUCCCUUGAGACUCAACUAUAUUCAUUGGGUAGAAGAUCUGAUUGGUCAUCAUGACUCUGACAAAAGUACUCUCCGAAGAGGAAUUGACAUAGGUACUGGAGCAUCCUGCAUCUAUCCUUUACUUGGAAGUACCCUAAAUGGCUGGUAUUUUCUUGCAACAGAAGUAGAUGAUAUGUGCUUCAACUAUGCAAAGAAAAAUGUGGAACAGAAUAACUUAUCUGAUCUUAUAAAAGUUGUAAAAGUACCACAGAAGACACUUCUGAUGGAUGCUCUUAAAGAAGAAUCUGAGAUAAUCUAUGACUUUUGCAUGUGCAAUCCUCCCUUUUUUGCCAAUCAGUUGGAAGCCAAGGGAGUAAACUCUCGAAAUUCUCGAAGACCUCCACCUAGUUCGGUAAAUACAGGAGGUAUCACAGAGAUCAUGGCAGAAGGAGGCGAAUUAGAGUUUGUUAAAAGGAUCAUCCAUGACAGUUUACAACUUAAAAAAAGAUUGCGGUGGUAUAGCUGUAUGCUGGGAAAGAAAUGCAGCCUUGCGCCUCUGAAGGAAGAACUUCGAGUACAAGGGGUUCCUAAAGUCACCUACACCGAAUUCUGUCAAGGUCGGACAAUGAGAUGGGCCUUAGCUUGGAGUUUUUAUGAUGAUGUAACAGUUCCAUCACCACCAAGUAAGCGAAGAAAAUUAGAGAAGCCAAGGAAACCCAUCACAUUUGUAGUGUUGGAGUCUGUGAUGAAAGAAUUAUCCCUCAAAGCAUCAUCUUUGGGCUCAGGGACAGUGGAAGAAGGCAUAGUAGUUGUGACGACAUGGAUUGAAAAAAUUCUCACUGAUCUUAAGGUCCAGCAUAAACGAGUUCCUUGUGGAAAGGGGGAAGUUAGCCUUUUCCUAACAGCCAUAGAAAACUCCUGGAUUCAUUUAAGGAGAAAGAAAAGAGAACGAGUGAGACAAUUGAGAGAAGUUCCUCGAGCUCCUGAGGAUGUCAUCCAAGCCUUGGAAGAGAAAAAGUUCACCCCCGAAGAGUCUGGCAGUAGCCAAGAUUUGGCCCAGGGCCCCCCAGAGAGUGGGCCUGCUCUACAGGAAGGCGAGUCAGCCACUGUUGAGGGCCAUGGCCCAGUCCAGGAUUCGCUUUUCCAGGAAGGAAACCCAGGACCCAUGGAGGAUGAAAGGAGUGAGGAAAAGGGAGACAUGGAGGUCUUGGAAAGUUGUAAAGGCUCUAGCAAUGGAGCCCAGGACCGAGAGGCUUCUGAGCAGCUCAUCAACCCAGUGUCUGAAAAAGAGCACCCUCUCCAAGGAGUGGCUGGACGUUACCUUUUCAAGUGUUUGAUAAACAUUAAGAAGGAGGUAGAUGAUGCCCUAGUUGAAAUGCACUGGGUUGAGGGUCAGAACAGGGAUUUGAUGAACCAGCUUUGUACCUAUAUACGUAACCAGAUUUUCAGGCUUGUUGCCAGUUAACUCCAAACUUCUUGCACAGUUGGAAAAGUUCUAUGAAGCAGCUUGCUUGGAGUGGCCUGUGGGGUGGCAAGAGGAAUUCUACCAUGGGUCUAUUGGUAGCAUUAUGUGGAAUUACCUUUAAAAACAAAAAUAAAUUAAUGCAUUUUUAGACCUCCCCCAACCCCCCUUUUUUAAGUUACAGGGCAUUGUAGUAUGGUAGUUCAGGAGGAAGAAUUGUGAUUAUCAGCAUCAACAAAAAGCCAUCAGAACACUCAUAAUGGAUUUAGACCUGAAUUAAACUGAUUACCUUAGCUUUAGACUGCUUCUUUGAGGCUAAAAGGAUUAUUUUUGGAACCUGGUCUGGGUCAGAACUGUACAGAGCAUCCUGCUUUCUCAUCCUCCAAAUGGAGGCAGUACACCUGGGCAGAUAGGCUCUGUGCCCUCUUCUAGUGUCACCUUGAAGACUGAAGACUUUCUCUGGGUACAUAUGAUUGACUGCCCCUGAGUCAGUCCUAGGAAAAGAACUGGCCUGAUGUAGAUGGCGGGAGAGUCAGGGAGAGGAAGCUUAGUAAUGCCAGAAGAGGGGCUGAUCUGGGGAGUGCCUGGAAACGUCACAUUCCUGACUCAUGUCCAUUUUGAUGUUGCUUAUUCCAGAAACAAUUAGGUAAGCAAAACUCCCAGAUAUGAGUGACUGAGACACAACAGAAUGAAGCCAUACCCUUCCCUCCAACCUGUUGAAAGUACUGUUUGUAGUAGUUUUACUAGUAUAUGACAUUUGAAAUGGAGCUUUGUUUUGUUUUUAAUAUAAGAGUAAUUCUGAAUUGAAAACUGUCCAUCCUGUUUGAAUCCUGGGGUUGGGGAAAUAUACUCUUGAGUUUGAAUGGGUGAAUGAUGAUAAAAAUAAGAAAUGGAGCAAGAUAGUUACGUUGCUUAAAUUCUCAUCUAUUGGCAGAUCAGUUGUAGCUGAUCAGUUACUACUUUGGUGUUGGUUCCUUAGUAAUCCCCUCUGUAUUUACCUACCUGUUAGCAUAGGAGAAUUCUGAGGCCAGGAUAACCAUGUUCUUAAAACAUGUUUCUAAUUGGAAUGUCAGGGUUCAGCAGGAAUGCCUCUGGAAAAGGAGUCUCAUUUUUUGUUCUCUUGGUGUUUUGGUUACUCUCUGUUGAGCUUCACUUUCAGCAGCCUAGCAUUCUAUUUAGACUGAAUUUUUUUGAGUAUGGUGCCAGACAGAGUCCCUUGUUACCUACAAAGAAGACCGGAGCAGAAUAGUUAAGCCACACUUUAGAAAGGUGGCUAUUGGUUAGGGCAGAAUACUGAUGACCUUGGCAUAUUUUGCCAGUAGCUAGGCCAGGCCCUCAGCAAAGAUACAGGAAAUGAAAAUAGGAUUAUGUUAUACCUGCCUGUAGCGAUGGAAACAGCUGCAGAAGAUAACAUAGUAACCCAUCAGUGUUCUUAACCUGGUCUGUGAGCCUCAAGAGAAUCCAUAAACCUCCUGGGUUGUUUGUAUUUUAUUAAAAAAAUUUUUUAAUAUAAUUUUAUUGAUGUCGGAGAGGAAGGGAAUUGAACUAUGACCUCCUCAUUCAUAGGUCGACACUCAAUCACUGAGCCAUGCCGGCCCAGCCUGGGUUGUUUUUAAAAGCUCUGUGAGCAUAUGUGUUUUGUUUCAUUUUGUUCCUGGAGAGAAGGGUUCCUGACUUAGAGCAGUCAGUAACCCACUCAGGAUUAGGAACCACUGUUCUAGUCCAACCUCUCAUUUGACAGGUUGAGGAGACCAGUCUUGGCCCAGGGUCACACAGAACCAAGAUUUAAUGCAUAGCCUUGGAUUCCUCUGGUCCAAUAAUCUGUGCUCACCCACACCAGCCUGCUCUAUUGACCUCUGAUGACACAUUUGAAUCAUAUGCCAGACCCAAACCAAGGUAAAUUUCUGUCUUGAUAGAAUUUUAGGGUAAUUGAGUUAGGAGGCAACUAGUGGCCAAUAAGUAUUUAUUUUUUGCUUGUUUGUGUCAUUAAAAAAAGAAUCUAGCAUGUGCUCAUUAAAGACUUGGAAAAGUGAAAGAAAACGGCAACAAAGUCACUCCAAGUCUCAGCCUUCUCAAACACAACCACUAAUGGUGUUUUAGUGUUUCCUUCUAGUCUCUCUUUCUGUAGAUGGGGUGUGUGAUUGGGUUUAACUUUGGUUGUACUCAUGCUGUGUAUUUAGUUUUUUUUUUUUUUAAUAUAUUUUAUUGACUUUUUACAGAGAGGAAGAAGGGAGAGAGAUAGAGAGUUAGAAACAUCGAUGAGAGAGAAACAUCGAUCAGCUGCCUCCUGCACAUCUCCCACUGGGGACAUGCCCGCAACCCAGGUACAUGCCCUUGACCGGAAUCGAACCUGGGACCCUUCAGUCCGCAGGCCGACGCUCUAUCCACUGAGCCAAACCGGUUUCAGCAUGUGUAUUUAGUUUUAUAUUACGCUUUUUUCAUUUUAUACCUUAUAAGUAUUUUUCCAUGUUAUAACAGUAGUGCAUUUAUUUAUACUCCUUGCCUGAUCAAAAUAUAUUUCAGGCACAGUAUUAGCCUUUGUUUAGAUCUAGUACUUAGAGAAUCCCAGAGAAUAAGCUAUGUAACUGGAGGCACCAAAGAUGUGUGCAAGUUUCAUUGUCCCAGGUUUAAGGCUUUGUGUCAUGGAGGAGGUUUUAUAGGUGUUGUGAAUGCACUUAGAGUUUAAAAGAUACGUGACAAGGGAAGCUUCCACUGCUAGAGCUGUGUCUUCUUUGCAUUUGGAUAUCUAACAAGAACAUUGAAAACAUUUUUUAAAAUAUAUUUUUAUUGAUUUCAGAGAGGAAGGGAGAGGGAGAGAGAGAUAGAAACAUCAGUGAUGAGAGAGAAUCAUUGAUCAGCUGCCUCCUGCACGCCCCACACUGGGAAUUGAGCCCACCACCUGGGCAUGUGCCCUGACCGGGAAUUGAACCAUGACUUCCUAUUCAUAGGUUGACACUCAACCACUGAGCCAUGCUGGCUGGGCCGUUGAAAACAUUUUUAAAAGACAUCUAAAAAUUCUUUAGGUAUGCAUGUACUUUAUAAUUGUGUGAUAUGUGAUGUGAUAGCAUAUAACUUUGGUAUAGGGGAAAGAGCAAUUUAUUUUCUUUAAACAAAUAGGUGAUUGCCCUGACUGGGUGGCUCAGUUGGUUGAGCUUUGUCUUGUGCACUGAAAGGUCACCAGUUCGAUUCCCAGUCAGGGCACAUGCUCAUGUUGUGGGCUUGAUUCCCUGGUCCUGGUGCAUGUGGGAUGCAGCCAUUCUGAUGUUUCUCUCUCUCUCUCCUUUCCUCUCUCUCUAACAAAAUCAAUAAAAAACAUUUAAAAAAAAAAAGGUUAUUGACCCAUGUAUCGUGUUGAAUGAUACUUGCCUUAAAUGUCUGGAGGUCACGUUCAUAUUGAUGGAUUGGUAUGGAAUUAAAUCUUUGUGGUAUGAUCUUAAAUUCUAUUCUGGUCCCUGGCACUGGCUUCUGAUCUCCUAUAACUCAAAUGGUAACAGAAGCUGAACUUGUUUUCCAAGGAGGACUAAAGCUGCUUUUGUUCUUUGGAAUCUGUUUUGCUUCCAACAGUUUGCUUCCCUGACCCCACAUCCUUGCCUGAUUUUUCACUUACCAGAGCAGUGCUCCAUGUCCUAGCAGGGUUGGCAUCUCUGUGGUAGAGUUUUCACUAAUUUUAAGAGUUCAUAUUGAUUACUUAAAACUUUGGUGUGUGUGUGUGAAUAUAUAUAUAUAACGAAAUCUCUCCUCUUGAUAUAAUUCAAAGCUUAUGAUGUGAUUACACCAACUUCUACAAGUAAUACAACUGCAAGGUGUGGAAAAGAUGGAAAACCCAAGGCCUCUUAAAAAGAGGUAGUAGCGCCCAGCUGGCGUGGCUCAGUGGUUGAGCACUGACCUAUGAACCAGGAGGUCACGGUUCGAUUCCUGGUCAGGGCACAUGCCCGGGUUGUGGGCUUGAUCCCCAGUAGGGGGCAUGCAGGAGAGGGCUGAUCAAUCGAUCGAUAAUUCUCUCUCAUCACUGAUGUUUCUAACUCUCUGUCCCUUUCCCUUCCUCUCUCUCAAAUCAACUAAAAAGAAAAAAGGUAGUAGCAUUUUAAACUACAGCAUUUUCCUCUGUGGCCACACGGGGGCACCUUUGGCCCUUUUUUCAUUCAAGCACCUUCACUGCACUGUGGGAAUGGAUUAAAUUGUGCGCUUGGUAUUUUCUUGAAAUACCCAUUUGCUACCCAGAUAAAUAUUUUUAUGUAAAUAAAAUUUGAAAAAUAAAAGUAGAAAGAAGAAAAAAAUCUAUUACCCUAUGGUCUUUUUAUCUGGACAUAAUUUUUCAACCUUUUAAUGUUUAUGGUCACAGUUGACUGUUUUUCUUUCCAUCUGUCCUGCUUCUCUAGAAUAUAUCCAAGUAGGAUCAGUCCUUUGGAUCAAACUUGAUAUCUAGUUAAUUAAGGUGCUGCAGGGGAAUGGUUAGUGAGCUUAAACAGUAACUUUUCAAAAGCCUUAUGUUAUAUGAAAAGUAAUACAGAGAGUUCUAAGAAAGAAACUGUUUUCAAUGUUCUUUUGUCUUCAUUCUUUUGGUUUAUCUGGCUGGCUGACUAGCAUGCAUGUAAUGUGUUGUUUACAUCAGUAGAUGGCACAGUUGGUUCUGUGUUGGUAUGUAUUUUAUAGGUUAGCUGGGCCUUCUUUCCCACAAGGGCUGUUUCUGUAUAGAACAUGUAUAUUACUAACCCUGGGGCCUGUGUGGGCUCAAGAAGAAGUUCCAUCCACUCUUAUUUUUAUGGCACAGGAUCAGAUGUUCUGGGUGGCCACCCAACAAAUAGAUCUGCACAUUAGGAGGAAGAAGGCCCAUUUUGGGAAACUGAAGAGCCCUCUGGGAGUAGGAAAGUCUCAAAGAUAACAGCAGUUUUAUAGCCAUCCAGGAAGUACCCUAGGAAAGGGACUUGGCCACAUUUUUUAGGGAAGUUGGUGCUUGAGAGAUUGGAUUUGCUGAAUGGGCAGUAACCCCAGUAAAACUCAGAGGCGGCUUGCUAGUAGAAUAAAUUGGCUUCUGCCUCCUGGAGCAGGGCAUUCAAGGUCCCGAACCUUUCUAAUGCUCCCCAGUACAAAUCUCUUGGUGCUCGUGCCAGCACAGUAUUAGCCCUACAUGGGUCUCACCCCGCUAGCAGCAGGGCCUCACAUACAUGCCAGAGAGUUCCCACUCUGCUCUGUAAAGGCAUUCAGAUCCUCUGCUGUGACUCACCCAAAUGACUAAAGCAGCAGUUUAUUAUUUUAAUUGCUGGUUGGAACAGCUAAUGCUGCCUUUUGGAGGAUAUGCUUUUACUCCAGGGACUAUGUUGUGACUGAGUGAAGGCCUUACACCGCCAGAUGCCCUUUGAGGUAUAGCCUACCCGCCCAUCUCAGCUGCUGCAAAAAUAUCAGAGACCCUGGGCUCUCCUCUGGGAAAUGGAAGAGCCAGGGAAAUGAGAUAAGAAGGGAUGAACUAGAAAGUGCGAGUGAACUUGGCAUAAUUGGCUUGUUUGUAUAUGCUGUUCUAAAGAGGGCAAAGGAUGUUUAAGUCCUAGGCUUUUUAGCCACCCUAAGGGAAUGAAAAACAAAAGAGCACAGGCAUCACCGUUCACCAGCCUCAGUUUACAUUCCAGUUCCACUUACAGACUAAGUCAAUUUCACUAAGCCUUGGCUUCCUCAUUCAAAAGAUGAGGAAUUCUUGCUUCCCAGAGUUACAGCAGCAGUUAAGUGAGAGAAGUACGAAAACAUCUGGAAGGGCAAACAAAGAGUGGGCUUCUCAACUUGUUCAUUUCUUGGUAUUCUUUGAGUUUUCAGUUUCUAGUCAGAAAAUCUUCCAGUAACUCCAGUGAAAAGUCCCAAGGCCUCAAGUAUAAAAUUGCAGGUGUAGACUGUCUCUUUUUGAACAAAAGCAAAAGUGAAGCUUCCAUGCACUGCAGAAGUGAACAAUAUUGAUUGGUCGUCUUUAUAUAAAUUGUAUCAUUUAGUAACCCUGCAAAAUGGUAUGGUUUCCUUGUGUGAUAGCUUUAAAAGAGAGGGAAGCUCAGAGAACUUAAAGUGACUUGUCCUAAAUUUAUUCACAAAGCUAAGUAAAAAAAAUGGUAUUUGAACUCAGGUCCAAAGAUUCAGGAUAACAGAUCUCAAGAUUUGGAAAUAAUUUGACCCACCUCUAGGGAAGGAGACAUCAAUUAUUUGACAGGGAAUAGACAAAAAGUAUCUCUUACCCAUUCUCACCGUUUUGCCCUUUGAGGUUAUAUUAUUUUCCAGCCUAUGAUCAAUGAGCAAGAUUUAAUAAGUGAAAUUACUUGUGAUUAGUUCUUAAUUUAUGCUACCAAAUUUCCAUAGAAUUUUGUAUUUGGCAGUCGUGCAGAUAAUUAAGUAGUUAGUGAAACCACAAAAUAAAAUUCUAGCGCAUGUACAUGUUGGAUCAGAAUCAAUGUAAAAUAACUAAAUAACUGAUAAUUAGGUAAUGACUCCUAGACAAUACCUAAUUGUAUAAUAAGUGAAGAAGGAUUUUUAAAAUAUUUUUAGUAGACAGCACUAAAUAUUUCACAUGCAGAACACAGAACUGGUGUGCUUUUUAAUCUUGCUGAAGAGGGUAGUAAUUGUCAGAAAAACAGCAAGUCAUCUUCCCUAGGUAGGGUGAGUGAACUCAAAAUCUGAAGAAAAGAAAAGGCUGCCUGCCAUCUGGUGGAGCUGUUCAGGGAGUGUGGCCUGGGAGUCUAGAAACCAGAGCCAGGAAAUUCUCAGCUGGGGGACUUGGCUGGCUCUAGCAGCCAGUCAGCCCCUAGGGAAAUGUGCUGCUGCUGCUGUCCAAAAGGGAAAGCCAUCCAGAGAGCACUGCUGGGCCGGGGCCGGGGCCUGGGUGAGGCAGGCCUGCUCCCAUAAAUUGGCUGGGAAAAGGGGGGUUUCUAGUCUGGUCCGACAGGAUCCUCAAUUCCAACUUGCUUGUCCAGGAUUCCUGCCUUGAGAGCCAAAAUGGGCAUUAUGGACCAAACUCUGGCCUGUAUUUCAGUGUUUCAGUGACCUAGAUGAGCACUAAUAAGGACUUUUUCAUUCACAAAGGGAAGUACAGUACUUCCUCAUCUUCUACCCCAGGGGCCAGGCAACAAGGGAUAGCUCAUGCUCUGACUAAAAGGAAGUAGCUUUUAUUCAGUUCCUGUUGGUUAUUGCCAUGUAAAAAUAGGUGCCCAGUGUUGUUGGAUCUUUUCAUUUCUUUUUUUUAUUUUAUUUGGAAUAUAUAUAUUGUUUAUAGUAUUACAUAUAGUAUUACAUAUGUCUCCUUUUCCCUCCAUUGACUUCCCCCUGGUCACCCCCACCCCCAGCACAUGUCCUCACGCUCUUAGUGUUUGUGUCCAUUGGUUAUGAUUAUAUGCAUGUAUAAGUCCUUUGAUUGAUCUCUUACCUCCCCUGGAUCUUUUCAUUUCUUUGAGGGAAGUCAGAAAUCCAGAUUUGUGAGAAAUUUACCUAAUUGUAAAUCUUAAUUCAGUAUUUUAGGAAAAGCUAGUAUGUGACCUUUUCUACCAGCAGGUGUUAGAACUAUAAAUAUUUGCAGCCUUCACUGUCCUAAUUCUCAUUUACUUCAACUACUGAACUCUAGUUCCUGCCCACCCUCCUUUUUUUUAGAGUUUUCACUCUCUCUAAAAUCAGUGGGGAAACUUCAGAGCUAAGCAUCAGAAAGAUAAGAGUUAGAUAGGUUUGAGGGGGGAGAUGAAAUCUGCUUUUGGGGGUAAAAUGGGACAGCUUUCAGAAUAAAGACUAGUAAGGGAAGUAGACCCACAGCAAUAGGUCGGGUUAGUUGAGAACAAGAAGUAUGAGCCCCUGGCCAGGUAGUUCAGUUGGUUGGAGCGUUGUCCUAUACACCAAAAGGUUUCAGGUUCGAUUUCCAGUCAGGACACAUACCUAGGUUAUGGGUUUGAUCCCCAGUUGGAGCACAUAUGGGAGGCAACCGAUCAUUGUUUCUCUCUCACUCUCCUUUUUCUCUCUCAAAUCAGUAAAAACAGUGGUUGAGCGUUGACCUAUGAACCAGGAGGUCACGGUUGAGCCAUCAGGGCACAUGCCUGCGUUGCAGGCUCGAUCUCCAGUGGGGGGGGGGGGUGUAAGAGAUAGCCAAUCGAUGAUUCUCUCUCAUUAUUGAUGUUUCUGUCUCUCUCCCUCUCCAUUCCUUUCUCUGAAAUCAAUAAUUAGUUAACUGCCACACGUCCAAAACGGAAACCAUCCCCACACGCCACAAUAUUUUGAAUUUAAUUUAAAAAAUCGAUUUGCAAUGAAUAUUAUAAAAAUAAAUAUAUUACAAUUUGGGUGUUCUUGGAUAGAAAAUAUGACCAAGGUCAAAUUAUGUUCUGUGUUCAUUUUUCUAUCCAGCUGAAAAUUCUCAUGAAAAAUUAUUUUAAAGUUAGGGCUGUCACUUAGGGAAAUUUUUUUAUUUUUUUUUAGACGCACGUGAUGUGUGGGGAAGGUCUGCCGCUUGAGUCUACAGACACUUAUGGCCUAAAAUGGGUUAAAAAAAACCACACAUUUAAAAUCAAUAAAAGCAUAUCCUCAGGUGAGGAUUAAAAAAAAAGUAUGAGGCCUUUCCUGAUAAAACACAGGAAAACUUUUUUCCCCUUUGACAUAAUUUCAUUUUAUAAAAGUAAUGCAUUUUCACUAUACAAAAUUUAUAAGAUAAUGAAUAAAGAUUUACAAUUCCAUUACUCAAAUGGAAUUAUUUUACAUUUUACCUAUCUUAGUGUUUUUAUAUAUGUAUAUAUUUUUAAAUAGUAAAUGUGGGAUCAUAUUGUAUAUUACUGUUUCAUAAUUUUUGCAUUUAGCAAACAUUAUGAUAACAUUUGCUAAUUAUAAAAUUAGUCUGUGUCAGAAAACUUGUGAAAAUAAAAAUUACCAGUAAUCACACUGCCCAAAGACAAUCAUCAUUAAUAUUUUGGUUUAUUGACAACCUUGUUCAUAUGCUGUAUUCGAGUGUUACUUCACUAAACCAAUUGUUUCUUGUUGGAAAUUUAGGUUUCCUGCUUUUCACUAUUGUAAAUAAUGCUUUAGUGAAUAUCUUUAUACAAAUAUUUAUUUACUUAUUGCUUUAAUAUAAGUUUAUGUAAGAAUCACUGAAGCAGCCCUGGCCAGUGUGGCUCAGUUGGUUGAGCAUCGUUCCCUGCACUGGAGGGUUGCCUGUCCAAUUCCGGGUCAGGGCACAUGCCCAGGUUUUGGGCUCAAUCCCCAGUAGGGCAUGAAGGAGACAGCCAAUCAAUGUCUCACUCUCACAUCGAUGUUUUUUCUCUCUCCCUCUCCUCUAAAAAUCCACUAAAAAUGUUUAAAAAAAAAAAUCACUGGAGCAGAGGAUAUGACUCUUUUAAAGGCUCUUUUAAAAAUAUACAUUUUUUUUUUUUAUUGAUUUUAGAGAAGAAGGGAGAGGGGGAGCGAGAGAAACAUCAGUGAUGAGAGAGAAUCAUGGAUUGGCUGCCUCCUGCACACCCUCUACUGGGGAUCAAGCCCUCAACCCAGGCAUGUGCCCUGACUGGGAAUGGAACCAUGGCCUCCUGGUUCAUAGGUCAGCGUUCAACCACUGAGCCAUGCCGGCCAGGCUUUUAAAGGUUCUUUAUAUAUUUUGCUAAUUUGCUCACUAAAAAGGUUGUACUAGUUUACAUUUUUAUAAGUGCUUGUCUUUACCACACGUUUGAUAGCAGACUAAUUUUUAGAAACCCUUUUAAUAUAUAGGCGAGAAUAUUUUCAUUGUUUUAAUUUUAUUGUGUUAUUGGCAAGGUCAAACAUUUUCAUAUAUUUACACAUAUUUAUGUUGUAUAUAUUAUUUCAUAUGUUGUUUUAUAAAUUUUAAAUUAUGUUCUGUGUUCAUUUUUCUAUCCAGUGUUCUUUUUAUUGAAUUGCAAAGGCACAUCUUACCAAUAUUUUCCUCCAUUUUAUCAUUAACCUUUUCCUUUUAUUUAUGGUGAUUUUGUUUGUUUUUACAGUUAAGGAGCUUUUAGAGGGUUUAUGUAAUCAAAUAUGUCAGGCUGUCCCUUUAUAUUUCCUUUGUUUGCCUUUAUGCGUAGACACCUCAUUCACCCUAGGAGCAACAAAAAUGUCUGCCUAUAUUAUAUUAUGGCUCUUUUUGGCAUUAUUUUUUACAUUUAAGACUUGAUGUUGGUUUAUGGUUUGAGGUUUGAGGACCUGUUUAACAAAUGGUUGAGAGUUAUCACAGAGUAACACAUUAGAAAGAUGACUGGUCAGCUCCAGCACUGCCAUCUGAGGUGUCUCUGAUGGGUAUGGGGACUUGAGCACUGUGAGGCUGAGUGGAUGUACUAUCCCAGCCCCCAGCCUGGAGGGGUGGGAGAGGCACAGGCUGACAGUGGCUCCUGGAGUGUCCUGGAGUAUCCCUAGCACUGCCCAGUAUACACUUUCCCAAUGGGCCCAGGGGCCUUGGUAAGAGUUCUGGUUGCAGGCAUGGAGCUGAGCCCUGGAUCUAGUCUAGGCAGUCUAUUCAGGCCACUGCUCUGGACCUUGUAUAGUCUUCUGAAAGGGCAUCAGUUAGAGUGCAGGCAGCUGAUCUCUUGGGUUUUAAAGACUUGAUCCUGCAGCCUUGCUUUUAGGUAUGAGCUUGGAUUGCCGGGACAGUAGAACUUAGUCCUUUCUGGGGGGGCACUGAUUGCAUUCCAGCCCUGUACCCUGGGAGGGGCCUUCUCUAUCAUCAACAUCCCCCACUCUAACUGAUCCAGCUGGCUCUUAACUCAUUUUGAAGACUUUACCUUUCUCUACUAACUUUGUCCAGUCUCACUCCAUAACCUGAAUUAGUUUACUCUAAAGCCACAACUUCCUUCCCCGAACCCCGCCAGAGGACUAACUGAAGCCCUCAUCCUUUCCCUUGUGCCUUUUUCCACUUUAUCAGCUUCCUCCUUCCUAAGUCAUCCACAUCCUAAGUCUCUCUGGCUGCAUAGUGGCUAGCCUCUUUGGUUUCUCAGAAAAGCUCAUAGUGCUGGCUCCUCCCUUUUUGCUUUUGAACUGCAUAUCUUUCCUUAUUACUCAGUGUCCACACCCAGGGCGGUUGCCUGGAUAAAAAUCUGCCCCUUCCCCGAGUCACCUUUUUAGGCCAGCUCCCCCUGAAGUAUCCCUGCCUACCCAGGCCCAGUUAGAAACUCCUAAUUCCUCAGAGUGGCCUGAGGCAGUGCAGUGUCCUCUGAGAUCCUCUGCUUUGCCUUCUCAGUCAUUUGCUAACCUUGUUUAUUGAGCACCACUGAGCAGAGUUAAUGAGGAUUCCUGUCCUUAGCCUGGAAGGAAGAGGUUAUUUCCCUACCGUCAUCCAUUUCUGUGAGGUCUUCAGGACUCUGGACUCACUACCCCAGCUGGCCUGUUUCACACAGUCAAAGGAGAACCAGGCCACCUCUCAUCCCAGCUGACACUAAGCAGCUUUGAGACCUUGGAUACCUUCUCUUGGGAGUUUGGACCCAGUGAUCUCAACUCUUCUAGCUGUGACACGUGUGAGGCAAUGAAGAGGGGAAAGUACAUAAUGGCGAGGUGGAACUUGAUUGUACCUGUUCCGUAGGUUCAGGAAAAGUCCUUUGACAACUCACAAGGAGUGGAGGAUGGUAGGUAAAGACUUAGAUGGAAACUUCGGGCGCUGGAGAGCCCACUUCAUUGAUGAUUGAAUGAGUACUCUAUAGGAUUCACCUCUAUUAAAGUAAUUCAAAACCCUGGUCAUCAUUCAGGGUAGGCUUAUCAGGAAUCAGGUUCAGCUGGCUAACCCUACUUGAAAUCCACUUAGUUUUUCUUAUUCCUUCUUACAAAAAAUAUGAUUAUUGGGGACCCUAACCUUCUAAAAUGAGUAUCUCUUUUAGUACUUUAUGGGCCUUUAUGUAAUCAUAUGAUCUUGUGCUACAUCCAGCACUAUGGUAGAGAACAAAGCUAGCCUUUUGCAGGUAUUAUAUGGAGUUCUGCUCUGUGACCUUUACCCCACUCUGGCUUACCAAAGGAUCACCUGGCCUUGGCUACAAGGAUACCCAGCCCAGUGCUGGCACAUGUUAGGCACACAAUAAAUAUUUGUUAAAUGAA